Messenger RNA from Arthroderma uncinatum, 1395 nucleotides. RefSeq lists its product as uncharacterized. The record is from RefSeq and is a predicted model, not a curated record. The coding region runs from base 1 to 1395 and encodes 464 amino acids. NCBI's taxonomy places the organism in Eukaryota, Fungi, Ascomycota, Eurotiomycetes, Onygenales, Arthrodermataceae. The transcript is spliced from 4 exons.
AUGGAGGUAUACUACCAAGAAUAUGACCCAAACUGUGCACCCCAGGUUGGAGUCCCAGGCGGGUCAGACAAGGAAGCAGUAAAAGCCACUGUGUCGACGGCUGCUGUGUAUAAACCUUCAAGGCUGUCGGAUUCCCUUUCCCCUUCUCCACGGCCGUUCUGGAAAAGAAAACAGUUCGCUAUUCCUGCAAUAGUGUUGACUACGGUCUUCAUCGCUGUUACAAUUGCAGUUGGGCUAGUAGUAGGGCUUAGAAACGCCAAAGGAGCUACCUCUCCGCCUCCAUCUUCUUCAUCGCCAUCAUCAUCACCAGACCGGCCAGGAUAUGGCGGCGGGCCUAAUAAGCCGAAAACAGUAGACGACUCCUGGGCGUAUAAUGGAACGGCCAUCUCGUCCUUAACAUACUCGCCCGUAAGGGAUCAGGAUAGCGUCGGCACGAACUACGUCGUAUUCUAUCAACACUCCAAUUGGGAGAUCCGGCGUUCAACCUGGAACAACUCCCAAUGGCAUGAUUCAAGUUUCGUCACAAGAGACGCCCACCCUGGCACCCCUUUAAGUUCCUAUUGGGAAGGAGAAGGAGAUGAUAUCCGGCUCAAUCUGGUCUACGUCGACAAAAACAGGGUCCUUCAGGAAAUUCGCGGGAGCCACUCCGGUAAUGAUUGGAUUAAUGGGACAUUGGGAGAGUUAAGCCUAGUGGUUGAUCCACAGUCAGCUAUAUCUGUUCAGUAUGUCGGCGGAUGCCGUGAUGUCAACACUGCAUGGCUUAUAUACCAUGCUGGCAAGAAUAACGAGGCACGAGUGCUUUAUUGGAACGCGCGAACGGACAGAUGGCUAGCGGGGGAGACCAUUGAAGAUGUAUCUGCCACGGCAGGAUCAUCAGGCCAAGCAAGUGACGGUACUUGGAGAUACUAUUAUGUUUCGAAGAAGACGCAACAGCUCAAUGUGGUGAUUUGUCCAGACUGUUGUUCAAAGCCCAAUACAAAAUGGGAACAAGAUAUCAAUGGACCACAAGUGGCCUCAAAAUACGGGGGUAUAGCUGUGGCAAACGUUGGAGCACCACGUCUACUUUAUUACUUUGAUGAUAAAGCAAUCAUCCGCGAAUUAAACAACACCUAUAAAUAUCCAGAUGAGGCCUGGAUAGAAGACGUCUCUUCAACUUUAUCGGACGGGAAUAGGGGAAUGAAAUCUGACACAAAUGCCACGGUCGGCCCUGAGGGAUACCGGGUCAUAAGCUCUGUUCCCAAUGGCCGUAUGAGCAUGGCUGCUGGCUUCCGGGGUAAAAUUCAGCAGCUCUGGCUCUUUUACCAAUCUAAUGGGACUGACAUCAAAAUUUUGACUCGAGAUGCGGAUGCCGCGGGCAGGUGGAGCCCCCCGGCAUCCCUCAAAAUAGGGGGAUAA